UAAAUAUAUAAUUGUUAAAAAAUUAUCAAAAUAAAAUUAAAAAAAGAGUUGUGAAGGAAAAAAUAAAAAAACAAUGGAAAAUUCAAUUGUCGAUAAUCGUGAUAAUUAUAAUGUUAUUUUGGAAAAACAAAAUGUCAUUGAUAGAGAACCAUUUCGUUUAUUAAAAAUUGAUGAUGCAAGUGGACUUGAUAGCGUUGAAGGACGUGUUGUUUGUAAUAAAUGUCACAGAUCACGUAAAUUUUUCUGUUACACAUGUUGUACACCUCUUAUUGAUGAGAAAUAUAUUCCUCAUGUCAAGCUUCCAAUAAAGAUUGACAUAAUAAAACAUGCUAAGGAAAUUGAUGGUAAAAGUACAGCAAUACAUGCUGCAAUUUUAGCACCAGAUGAUGUUACAAUUUAUACAUAUCCAGAAUUUCCAGUAUUUUCACAAGAUGAAAAGGUUGUAUUAAUAUUUCCUGGUAAAAAUUCAAUAAGUAUUGAAGAAUUAUUUUCGAUAAAUAAUGAAAAUAAUAAAACAAAUAAUGAUAGUAAAAAUGAAUUAUUAAUAAAUGGAUAUCCAAUAACAAGAGCUGUAUUUAUUGACAGUACAUGGCAUCAAACAAAAUCAAUAUAUAAAGAUGAACGAUUACGUAGUUUACCAUGUGUUGUAUUUAAAUCAAGAAUAUCACAAUUUUGGCGUCAUCAAAGAAAAAGUCCACGUUGGUAUUUAGCAACAAUUGAAGCUAUUCAUCAAUUUUUAAUUCAAUUACAUGACAGUGCUUAUGGUACCAUUGAUAAUUAUGCAUUCAAUGAUAUAUCAACUCCAACUGAUAAAUAUCAUGGACAAUAUGAUAAUUUAUUGUAUUUUUUUAAAUAUAUGUAUGAAAAAAUUCAUACAAUGUAUGAUCAUGAUGAACUUAGAGCCUACAAAAGACCACUUAUUUAAUAAAUAAAUAGCUCAAUA
Aphidius gifuensis is the source of this 943-nucleotide messenger RNA. Its product is annotated as tRNA-uridine aminocarboxypropyltransferase 1. Gene Ontology annotation, biological process: tRNA modification. Gene Ontology annotation, cellular component: nucleus. Bases 74 to 925 code for a protein of 283 amino acids. The record is from RefSeq and is a predicted model, not a curated record. Gene Ontology annotation, molecular function: tRNA-uridine aminocarboxypropyltransferase activity. NCBI's taxonomy places the organism in Eukaryota, Metazoa, Arthropoda, Insecta, Hymenoptera, Braconidae. The transcript has 3 exons.